AUGCAUCGUCUUUUUGCUGAGCUGGAGCCAUCUUUAACCGUCACAGAGCAAAACCUGGCAGACCGAGUUCGGUAUAUCUUGCGCUCAAAUAUAUUUGAUGUCACCGAACUCGAACGGCUACGACGUGAGGCAUUUCCCUCGUCGGAUGAGAAUGCUACGGCUGAGGAUGCGGCGCCACAAAUGGUAGAGCAACCCGCAAACGUGGAUGCCGCCGUGAAUACCCCAGUUGUGGUUGAUUCAAACGAUGAUGGAACAGUCGCCCAGGAACUGGAAUUAGAGCAUAUGAGGAGUACAUUGGAAGAGGCGAUUGUGGAAACGCGCAGUACGCCUCUCGAAAAUCGACCGCGACUUCCCCGCAUAGCCCCAAGCAAGCGGAAUCGGGCUGUCGUGAGGGCUCUGAACCCAAUGCUGGUGACCUAUUUGGAAGCCAGCCGGGACCUUUGCGAGACGGACUCAAUUGUUUUUGGCGCCGCGCUGGCAGUCUGCCGUAUCAUAGGCGCCAAGGUUUCCACGGCUGGACGCGCUACUGGCCAUAGUAGCGCUAUCCCAGCACGGAGAAGAAGAAUUGAGGAACGUAUCGCAUAG
This is a messenger RNA of Parnassius apollo (apollo), 585 nucleotides long. Lineage: Eukaryota; Metazoa; Arthropoda; Insecta; Lepidoptera; Papilionidae. The record is from the annotation of a GenBank genome assembly.